AGUAUCGGGGGAAAAGGAAAAUAAGGUUAAGUAAAAAAAGGUAUUUUAUGACUGAACUGGGCGCGCUUCCGGCCAGCACAGUUAAAAAGAUCGCAUUGAUCUGAUUAAUCUCAAUAGAGGAGUUCACACUCAUAGUUACAUCAUGGGUAUCAAGUUAAAUCGGCAAGAUGGCAGGAAAUUAGAAGAUUUGUAUUAGAAUUCAAACCCCGCUAUUUGUUCCUGAAUUCAUAUAUUUGAAGCUUUCUCUUUGAAAAGAGUAAAUUACGAGUUCAAAGAAACAGUACGCUAAAUCUAGCCUGGAGUGCAAAGAAGUCCGUGAUCAGUUUUUAGAAAACCUUGAUUUCCCCGUGCAUUUUCUGUAAUUACCACGCUCCAUUUCAUCGUGAUCAGAUAUUUGAAGGCGGCUUAUCGUGUUAUCUACUUCUUUUUUUUUCGUCCUUAUGACGUUGGCUCUUAUCUCGAAAGGGAGGAAAUGACACGGCACUCAACAUGAAAUUGUAUAGCCCGGGGACACAUGGAGUCCACUCUAAGACUGUCAAACAUGCGCUUAUGAAAGUGCGUUUCUCUUCGGAUGUGCACUGAGAACAUGUGAGAAACUUUGUUAAGUUAUAUUCCGUAAGUUUUAGCACGUUCAAAUUCCUUUGCUACUGAACUUUCAGAUAAUCACUCACGGACUUUGAAUUUUCUUUUUUUGAACUUUGAAUUGUUUGUACGGUCACGCAAGGAACGAAGGCCACGUCAACUCUCGACUUUAAAUUAAAACCAUUCCUGUGUCAUCCUGUUAUAAUAAUGCCACGUCAGUAAAUAAUUCUGCUCGGUCUAAUAUUUAAUGGCUAUUUUUUGGCCUUUACAAGUUCAGCUUAGGUGUACAGGUAGGAAGAAGUCGAAGAAGUACCUCAUUUUUAGAUUCUGGAUAUUCGUUUGGUUACUCAAUUUCGGGAACAAUUUUACCUUUGCCGGCUUUUUGCUGCGAGGUUUAUUUGAAGUAAGUCAUGUUUGUCUACUUUAUUUUGGUUUCUGAUCGGUAGAGGAGAGUUGUUCUCCGGUAGUUCUUUCUGAAGCAUUCGUUUGAUUGAUGAAAAUUUUAGCCCGUCACUGUCUACUGGCAAUAACUGUAUGUUUAUCACAAGUAUCCUUCCUAUGUCCUAUUAGCGAGUAAUUAAAAUAACAAAGAAUUUAGUAUCACAAUUGCUAAUCUCUGAUAUUGAAAUAUAUAUCAGAGCUUAUCAUUAUAGUAUCAAUUUUGUCAUCGACUAGCCACAGACUUCAAUUUAGCCAGCCUUUUCUUUUGGAGUGUUUUAAUUGUGAUAACUAGCUUUGAAUUGUAGUAACCCAGUUCAAACUAAGCUUGUGAUCUCAAUUUCGCGAAGACUCUUGUUUGACUUGUGUGCUCUGAACCGGCUAGGACCGGGAAUUGAGGACACGUGGCAACGUCCGGAUACUGCGCAACAUACUGUAUUACCAGUAUCCGGACACGUGAAACAAAAACUCAAUUUUUGAGGCGCCCUUUUCAGUUCUCGGUAAACGAAGUAUUUCGAAUUGCGACUCAAUCGGUAGUUGCGGGGACUUUCGGACUUUACUGGUUAGUUUAAGAUACGGCGACUACGGACUACGACUACGGUUAAACAUGCUACUGCGCAUGAUCAAAACCACGUGACUGUUCAUUUUUCCCGCGUAGUCCUGCGGCUACAGUGAAUUAUUGUUGAGCUGUUUCGCGUAGUCGGGACUACGGAGAACAUUUUGCUCGUAUUUUGCCGUCUCGUUAAUUCAAGAAUCUCGUCUUUUCGUAAAAAACUUUUCAAUUCACCUGCUUUAAGUGAGAGGGAAGCGAAAUAUGUAAGUUGUGUCUAAUUUCUGCUCAGAUUUACGCUUUUAAUCCACUGUUGUGAUUACAUUUUUAUCUGGCUAAGCUCAUAUUUAAAUAAGCUUAGCUAUUUAUACACAAAAUUGAGAUUGACGGCCGAGUAGAAGAGAAAUCAUGCAGGUAAUUUACUUUCUCUUCGUACUUGAAAAGUUUCAAUGUUUGUUCGAACUGAUUAGUGUGUCUUUCUACUUGUGUAACCUUUGUUUAUGCGAGUUUUUGUAUCGCAUUUGCUGAAUGACAAGAACGCUCUUAGUAGCUUUGAGUCUCGCUUUCUUGGAGAUGAGUUUUAAUGUCAAAGGCUCCGGUGCUGUUAUACUACUUUUUCGUUUGGAAUACAAAACGAGUGUUGUAUGUCAUAAUGUAUAUACUCAAAAAGUAAAAAUUGCAAGGAGAGACCUUUGAAAACCUUCUACAUAUUGAUAUUGCUCCAUUGAGGAGUACUCUUUCAGGGAUUUUACACUCGAAAAAUUGAACGAUGAUUUUUAUCGGUAUCAGGGGCUCAUGACUCUGUCAGUAUAAAUAUACAUAGCUUCUUUGUACCGGACCAAGAUACGGCUCGGUACAGUAUAUGUUCAGCACAGGAAAAAAGUGUAAGUUGAACAGAACCUUAUACAACACACAGUUAAUUCAGUUCGCGCGUAUUCCUGUUGAAUUUGUUGUCCUUUUUAUACGAUAUCAAUAUCGCAUGAAAGUAAUGACAUAGCUGCUUAGUAUCUACUUUUAAUAUCUCCGUACAAUCUCAGAAUACAAUGUUUAGAGUUGUACACAGCAUGCAUUUUAGAUAGAUAGAUAGAUAGAUAGAUAGAUAGAUAGAUAGAUAGAUAGAUAGAUAGAUAGAUAGAUAGAUAGAUAGAUAGAUAGAUAGAUAGGUAGGUAGGUAGGUAGGUAGGUAGAUGGGUGGGUGGGUGGGUGGGUAGGUAGGUAGGUAGGUGGGUAGGUAGGAACCUUAGUUUAUGGCACGAUAAAAAGAUCAGCAUUGCUGGUGGGGUCGUGCAUACAACAAUUACAAGAAAAAUAAGGAGUACUGAAAGCAAAUGUACACUUAAAAAUUAAAGACUAUUAAAAGUUUUUUUCUUGUGUUACAGUAUCACCAGGAUAAAGCGUUUAAUUUUCCCGGAAAAUUUCACUUUCUCGUUAAAACAAUCACUGACUUAGGCAGACUCGGAUUAGUUUACUUGAAUUUAGCGUUCAGUACAGCGAACGGGGUUAUGUUCUGUGAAAUUUAUCUACAGUCUGCGGCCCACACCAUCACUGAUCCACGAUUUAUUUGUUUAUUUUAUUUUCCAGUUCUUUUUAACCGAUCCUUGAUCCCUGAUUUAUCGAUACUCGAUCCUCGAUCCUCGAUCUUGAUUUUCCAGUAAACCUUGAAGUUUUGCUCAUUAAGAUUAUUCUUUUUUUUCGACCACUGAAGUAAUCAGUUGUUCCAAAAUAAUCAACGCUUUCAAGCCAUAGAAUUCUUGGACCAACCCGUUCCGGAAAAGCUCGAUAUGGGAUUUCUAUUAACUAUGGACAUGAAGUGUUACAAGUAGAGUGUGCGGUUAGUCAAGUUCAAAGCUACUCGUAUAAACACAUCCGUGACACGUUAGGGUGGAUUUCCACUGAUGCGUUUUUGGCUCCGUACGUUAACGCACGUAAAUUUUAAUCACGUAAAUCAAAUAGAGGUAAGACAUAAAGUAUUGAGAUUAAACGUCAAAUUAAGCGAGUUUCUACUUUUACGCUUACAUAAUUGUACGUGCAGCCUUUCAUACAUUGCCUUUAUUUUAUUUGCGAACGCAAAUUUUACGCACGUGCGCACGUAAAAAUUACGUGACAGUGGAUACUUCAUAUCUCAAGUAUUUAUGAAGUGCAACACGACUUCACAUCGUAACAACUGCAAAAAUCUAUCAAUUAAAUACAUAAAACAAAGUGAAUCUAUUUAACCGAAUAUUUCCUGUAAUUGCGACAGUAUUCUGAGAAACGUAACGCCUUAAAAAGCCACAAAAUCCUGAGGAUUUCCCCGCUAUAAUAUUUUCUCAUCCUGCUUGGGGAUGUGCCUGCAUGUCGUGCAUAAUUACACGAAAAUCAAGGGCCUCCAUUCGAGGAAAAUUAAGUCAUUGCCAAACUUACAUGCGUCAUUUCAGUCAUCGCCGAAAUAAACUGCUUUCUUAUCACGAGACUUAUUUCCAUACAAUGAAAGUCGUCACGAUUCUUAUCCCCAGUUUCCACGGUCUUCGCUAGGAACGCGGGGCCUACAAACUAGGUCCCACCGAAAAAAAAAAAACGACUGCAUUUUAAGAGUCUCGCUUUGCUCAAGCAAGCGAGACUAAAAAUGAUAUAAACGUCUUCGAGACAAUCGAAACUCGGCAUUUCAAUACUUCAAACUAAAUCAGAUCAGUAGUCGCAGAAGUCCAUCUUCUAAAUCUAAUAAAUGAGCUACUCUAUUUCUGUCUAUUUCCUUAAUACUUGACAUAAGUAUUCAUGGGCGAAAAAAUUAAAACCUGUGUACCCAAAACUUUGUUCACCAAUUUCACCCGACGUAAUUGCUUCUUUAAGUAUGGAAGAAUUUGUUCAUUGUUCUAAAGAUAAGAUCACAUGCAAAACUGACAUGCAUUUUUGUGAACUGUGAUGAAAACAGGAAAAUCUUUGUGUUGUUUCCCUCUCCGCCUCUUCUGUCGUAGUCUACUGUCUGUAGUGCAAUCUUAACGUUCUAUAUUUGCACUACUCAACCCAGUGCUACGUACAAACAAAGGACAAUGCUCGUCCAGCCGUAGUUCGUAGUCCGUAGUCUCGGUAUCUUAAACUCCCUAUUCUACGUGGUAUGUACGUGUAGUGUGUACGCAACCAUGAAGUAUUCGACUGACAGGGUUGACUGGGAAUCAGAUAAAAGAGCUUCGCAAAGUCAACAUUCCAGUGGGAAAAACCGACUUAAAUCGACUUAAAUCGACUUAAAUCGACUUAAAUCGACUAACGUUAUUCAGUCACUUAAAAUAAUGACUUGAUUUUUUUUCUCUAAGGCCAUGUCCCCACGAAUCCGAACAUUUUUGAAACCGCUUAUUUUUUUUAUCUGCAAUCAGUAGCAGGUUAUUUCGAUUGUUGAUAUUUGACAUUAACAGUGUUAAAUAACUGUGCAUAUAACGCAACAUGACAAGAAUGCGAUCGAUAAAAACUGAAAUUUGAACCAAAAUGUAAGUGUUUGUAUCAAGCUACAUUGUAUAAAAGUCCGUGAGAUCAGCGUAUUAUUAGGUCGAAAUACGCAUCGCGCAAUAAACCUCGCGAAACUCGUUUUUUCAAAUAUAACCUGCGAUCAGGCGGUCCUUUUUCCCUUUUUGUUUGGGAGACGAGGGGAAAAGGACUUUUUCCCCCUUUCCCCGAAAAAAAGAAAAAACGCCCGAUCACAGGUUAUUCUUAAUACCGCCCCUCAAGUUAAGCCCUGUCGGGCGGGGUUAGAAACUAGAUGGGUAACACACCGCAAAUAUCAUCGUGAAGGCCCCUACUUUAAUCGUUCUUUUCUUCUUCUUCUUUUUUGUGUAUUCUGUGGUGUAACUAAAAGUAUUUGUCUGAAACCUGCCCACGAUAAGAUCGCGAGCGAUGGAGUAAGUAAAAGGGUUAAUUUCCAAUCGAAUUCAAUAUAAUUAACUGCCUUCAUAACGCUUCGCGAACGUAUCAAAUGAUUUUCAAUCUUUGCUUCCGUAUUAUACGUUUUACUACCAAGGGAGAACAAACCUUCUCACACUUUCCAGAAAAGCUCUUAAUAACUUAUAAAGCAAUCUAGCAAUUAGCCAAAAGACCGACUUUAUUAGCUUUUAUUUACCGUAGAGUUCCAGGAAUUGCUUGAAAUAUUCUGAGAAACGUAGCGCUUCAAUUCACGGGAACUUUUUACCGUCAGUUGCUUAAUUCAAACUCUUCGCUUGCAAAAAUGUGGCUUUCUUCAUGGAACAGGAUAUCUCCCCGGCCUUAAGUUUUCGAGAGUGUUCUUUAGGUUUGUUGAUUGACUGCGAACUAAAGAGCCUCGAUUUCGAGGGACAUACUUGAAAUCGAGGCAAAUGCGGUGAUAUACAAACAUACAAACCAGGAGCCGAUUACUCGGCUCCUGUACAAACAUAUUUACAUCGAAAAAUCUCAAAUGAGGCUGGCUUCGGGCACAGGCCGUACUCGACCUGAAUGCAGCAAAAAAUGUGCGGUUUAAAAUAUAUCCAGAUUCGUUUGGACGAAGCCUAAAUAACAGUUAAAAGGAGCAAAUAUUAAUCAAUAUUGCCUAGAAAUUUUUAAUUAGCUCGAGAAAAGCUAAAAAAUUUCUGGAAUAGCAGUUCUAUCCAGGUUCUGUUCGUCAAAGUGAUUACUGUUUGCUACCAACUCACCUAUGAUUUUGGGAGAUUGUGUUUUUCGCAUUUUAUUGUCAACUCAUAUUUCGCCGAUUACCAUUAAGAAAGAUGUCUUUAAAGUUUUGGCAAAAAGACAAACCCCUUAUAUAAUUUACUUAUGAAAGUAAGGGUACUCCGGCUCCACCAAAUUCAAUUUUCCACCGAACCCCUCUGGGUAGCUAACAGUUUCGGAUGAGACGAUCGCGCGCGAAAACAUCAGCUAAAAUUUUUGAGACGACCAAAGUUCCCCUUUGACAUCCGAACGGAUAAAUAGUUGUUUUUAAGGGUACUUUCAAAUUAAACAAACAGCUUCUGACGCAUAGAGGGAAGAAGUUCUCAAAACAUUCGGUCGCAGAUAAAUGUUUAAUUCGCCAAUUUUAUUUUUUUAGGUGUCUAUCUUUUGGUUUUCCUUUUCUAGACAAAAAACUGUACGAUCAGUUUCACUUUGGUAGAAACUAGACCCAAACUCUCCGAUUUAGAUUAAACUUCUUCGGAAAACAAUACCCUACAGCGGCACAUACCCAUUUAGGGGCCAACCAUUUUGCCAGGAAAAGCUCCUGAUAUCGGGGGAUUUUAACAUUCAUGUGGAUAAUGCAGUGGACACUGACGCCAUAAACCAUAUGUGAGUUAUUGAUUUACUGGAGUCGUAUGGACUUCAGGACCACACCCUUGACUUGAUCAUCUCAUCACACAUCAAUCUGAUCAGUUACUUAGCAAUACUCUGUAUAUUUCUGACCAUGCAGAUGUGCUGUGUUCUAUCCGCUUUUAUAAGCCACCACUUUCUGUGCGGAAAGUUUCCUACCGAAAAAAUAUCUCAAGGAGUUUAAGGCCUCGGUCAAAGGCGUCAGUUCGGCGCGUGUGAAUGAUUGGCAAUAUCUUUCGCUAGGAGACCUAGAACAAAAAUAAUUUUUCCCAAAAAGUAAAAUUUGGGGUUUUCUUGUGCCUAACGUUCAAUUAUGGUCACUUGACAUGUCACGUGACCAAAAAUUGAAAAUGAAGGAUAUUGGCGAAUUGGUGGCGAAUUUACUUUGUUUUUAUAAACAAAUUGGCAUUUCUGAAAGAGGAUAAUAAACAUACCUAACUUUCUACGUUUGGACUGAAUGUACACGAAGUUUAAAACUAAAGUUUUAAAUAAUUCAAGAUCAAAUUUGGGCAUUUAAAAUGAUGUUUUCCCUCACAAUUUUUUAUUGAAGUGCUAGAAAUUUUUAAUAUGAAGUAGAGAAAUCUUAUUGAUCGAUUUCUUUUCUUAACCUGGCCACCAACUGGUAAAUAAUUUACGACUUUUAGCAAAAUGGUCACGAGACAUAUCACGUGACUUAUCAACACAACAUUUAAUUUUAAAAAAUGUUAAGGAAGAUGAGUUCUUUAUAUGUGCCAAAUUUUGAUUGAGCGCCAUCAUCUAUGCCGACGCUAUUGCCAAUAAAUCAUUUUCCACCGGUAAACCCUUUAGUCCCAGGCCUUAAACUACUUCAGAUUGCAAUCAGUCAACGUAGUUUUGUUCGAAUAAGGAGGAUUUGGCGUCUUCUAAGCCGCGCCAGAAUCCAUCAGAUGACUUGGAGCAGUUUGUUUCAUAACAUGACGAUACCCUCAAACUGCUUUGGACAGGCACGCGCCGUUGACAAGAACGAUCGUCCAGAGACCUCGUGUUCCAUAUUUCAGUCAGGAGAUCAGAGGGAGGCGAAGCGUCAACGGAGGAAGGCUGAUGAAGAGGUGGAGGAAAUCUCCAUUGGAUUCCGAUGGCGCUGCUUUUAAACCAAAGCGUAAUCUUGUAACUACCCGUCUUAUGAGUAAGGCUCGAAGGGAAUUUUUUAGUUAUUAAUAAGUAACUUUAUAGACGAAAAUAGUGGUGAUCAAAAGAAACUAUUGCGUGCUGUUCAGCGCCUUUUUUAGCGCACAAUUGAUAAUGGUCUCCCAUCUCAUCUGGACAGCAAAACGUUCUCUAACAACUUGGGGAAAUGCUUUGUUCAGAAGAUAGAUACGAUCCGUAUGCGUGACACCGACCGAUCAGCGGACUGAUUCACAACCAGAAGAUAGAAGAUGAUACUCCGUCCGCUGUUCUUCCUGAGACUGCACCACCAUUCCCUACCUUUACGAUGUCAUCAGACUUUGGAUGUCUCAAGAUAAGUUACUUAUGAACGAUGCUAACGAACAGAACUUCUUUUGACGGGCACCAGACAGCAACUCGCUAAAGUCAACAUUUGAUAGCAUAACUAUUGGACGUUCUUUCAUUGAUCCACAUUCUCCCGUUCGGAAUCUGGGUUUGUGGUUAGAUUCUAACCUGUCAAUGGGUAUCAGAUAACGAAAACAAGCUUGCUCUUAUUAUUAUUGUUAUUAUUAUUAUUAUUAUUAUUAUUAUUAUCAUUAUCAUUAGUAGUAGUAGUAGCAGCAGUAGCAGUAGCAGUAGCAGUAGCAGUAGCAGUAGCAGUAGCAGUAGCAGUAGCAGUAGCAGUAGCAGUAGCAGUAGCAGUAGCAGUAGCAGUAGCAGUAGCAGUAGCAGCAGUAGUAGUAGCAGUAGUAGUAGUAGUAGUAGUAGUAGUAGUAGUAGUAGUAGUAGUAGUAGUAGUAGUAGUAGUAGUAGUAGUAGUAGUAGUAGUGGUAGUAGUAGUGGUUGUAGUAGUGGUAGUAGUCGUGGUAGUAGUCGUGGUAGUAGUCGUGGUAGUCGUGGUAGUCGUGGUAGUAGUGGUAGUAGUGGUAGUAGUAGAUUUGUAAAUAGGACUUUCAGGUAUAAUGACUAAUUAUCGUGCGAUAAUUUUCUUAUUUAUCGCGCGAUAACUGUUCAUUAUUACGCAUGCUAAUCCGCCGGAGAACUCAGUCCUUUUCUGUAAAUACAUAACAAGAACAUAACCUUUAUUCACUUCACUUAACAAAAGGGACCACUGCUGGACAAUGAAAUACUUUAAGCUAAGAAGUAACCUGGCUUGAUUCUCACUGUAUAGUUUUGAAACGAGAGAUACUUGAUUACAAAUAUAUAGUAAUUGUAAAUCUUAAUUACUCCCCUUUUCCUUCAGGAUUAAAAUGCUGUAAUCCUUACUUGGAAAUCUAGCUUGGCAACUGAAAUGAACCCUAUUAAGCUGUCUUAAAUUUAGACUAUAACUUCUUCUAAGUAUGAUAAAGAAAGGGUCAACAUCAAGAUAAUGCAUGCAAUUUAUCGCGCGAUAAACUGACUAAUUAUCGCGCCAUAAUUCAAACUUAUCGCGCGAUAACUGACUAAUUAUCGCGCGAUAACUUAAGUAAAAAAAAUAUGUUGUAAUGUCCCUUACGGGCCACCGUAUAGCCCCCAAGUUUUCCGUCCAUAAAUAGCGGCGGGUGGAACAGCACAUGAUCUCACACGGAACUCGUGACGGGCAAUAGCAACAGUUUGUUGUGAUCAUGUUUGAGGGGAGAAAAAGUAAGUCUUUUGCUUUAAUUAGUUAUUUGUUAUUUCUCGUUCUCCUUUGGUUUGGUGAACUUAAAUUAUUCAUGCUAUAAUUCUUUUAAGUUAUUGCCUCUCCAUUUAUAACCCUCGUAAAAGUAAACACCAUAUAAAAGUGGACGUACUUUGUUAAGAUCAAACCGGCACUCAAUUAGUUUAAUUUGCCCAGUUCAUACGUCGUGCUUCUGCCGUGCCGAACCUAAUCUGUAAUCAAUAUUGGGUUUGACAGAAUAAGAAUGUUGGUUUGUUGAUUGAAUGGGUGAAGAGUCGUGGAUGAGAGAACAACAGACGUGUCCUCUUACAAUACAUUUUAACAUGUGAACAGUAAGCUCGGACGCCAGCAUACAAAAGGCGCCACUAGCAGCCGCUCUCAGUCCAUUUGUGAGCUUACUGUACCCACCCAUGAUGUGAAUGAUGUGAUGCGUGAAGGUUGACCACAACACCGGGCUCUACAUCCCCUACUCUUUUCGAACAGUGGUGUGGGUUCUUUUACGUCCCACAAGAACCAAAUAAGUGUAAGUGCUGUGAGACGGGACCUACGGUUUUUCGUCCUUAUCCGAGAAGACUAGAUUCUAACCGUUUGCAGAUGUCAUUACAAAGGUAGCACUUUCUUCUCAGUUAUUUAAAGACCCUGAGUGGUGGUCAGGCCGGGGUUCGUACCCGUGACCGCCCGCUCAGCAGACCGGCGCUCUCCCAACUGAGCUAACCAGGCGGCGGCGGAGUCAUAAUUUAGUUGGCAGUCUUUAAAAAUAAAAUUCCUUUGCUUCAUUUUAGCAAAGUUAAUAUAACAUGUAAUUCCUUCCUGUUUCAAGGAAGAUACUAAUUGUUAUGAAAGAAAAAAAAUUUUUGACCGAAAAAAAAUAAACUGUCAUAGUUACAGUAACAUAAAAGUUGAACAAGAAAUGAACAAAUCAAUAAGAGCAAGAAUUGUUGCUUUUAAUCUUUUUCUGAUAAUAUCAACAGCAGUUUCUCCGUUACAACUCACUUCAAAGGGUGAAAAUUAAUUAUUCAAAAACAAACUACUGGUUCACAAAUAUCUAGCCAACAUAGGAACACAACUACCUCAUGAGAUAACUUCAGGACACUAAAAAAUUGGCACAGUCGACUCACGAUAACUCGGACCUUCAAGGGAAAUCGCAAAACGUUCGAGUUAUCGCGAGCUCGAAGAAAAUAGCCGCGAGUAAGGAAAAACAGUGUUUACUGCGCAGUGAACAUUUUAAUCACAGUCAACUGUAGAAAUGUUAAGUGAAAAUUGAAAGAUACUUCUAGAUUAUAAAUCAGAACGUCAUGUAACAAAACACUGCCUAAAUAAAGCAUGCGUUUUCCUGUUUUGAGAAGUAAAACUGUUAGACGUUAGAUUUGUGACAAACAACAUCAGCCUCCACAAGUAAACUAUAUGCCCACAAUACGUCAAUGGGAAAUGCAAAAUCCAAUGUUUCGGACGCCAGUAGACUGUUUUUUUCCCCGACUUUUUAAGAGUUCAAAACAUGGUUCGAAUUAUCGAGGGUAAAAUUAUAUGUUCGAGUUACUGAGGGUAAAAUUACAGAAAAUGUAUGACGGAAAUCCAGGGGAAAUCGAUUUUGGUUCGAGUUAGCGCGAGGUUCGAGUUAGCGAGGGUUCGAGUUAUCGGGAGUCAACUGUAUUUUCAAAACACCAUCAGUCAUAGAACAAUUUUGGAGGAACCUAAUAGUAUUUAAGUUGAAACAAACCGCAGCACGUUAUUUCAGCGUGCUAAAAAUAUCAAGAAUUGGACAAGCAGGGAGACCCAAUAUAAACUGUCUCUCUGAGUUUCUGUCUUCACUAGACUAAAGCACCAGUUUUUUAGAACAAAUGACAUUAAACAAACGACGAUCGAAUAGUAUCCCAUGAUGCAUUUUUCCAGAGGCAUCACCCAAUAUCGCAGACAUGGCAGAUUACAUCGUGAAAUACGGUCGUUUUCUCGUCGGCUUUUUUCUCAUUUGUGUUCCAGUAAAACAAAGAAAAUUGCAUUAUUUUGUUAUUUGACAUGAUUUCUCCGAUUUGCAAUGGCUUAAGAGCGAAGUUUUCAUAUAGAAACAUUUAUUUCCAUUGUUUCACUUAGUCUUCGCGUCACAAAAUGUUCAGUGACCCACUACAAGGUCAUGAAUAUUCACGAUUUUUUGGAUUAUAUGUUGAAGUCUUCCAAAUGUGGACCUCACGCUAGCAACUUGAAGUCCUGAAUAUUUUGCAGGUUAAGAAGAACCCAGAAGUCCCCACAUUUUGAAGACUUUUUUAUCGACCAAAGAUGGCUGAAAUUUCGUAUUUUUUAUCACAUUUUUAAUAACGCCAUGUGCCGAUAAUAUGAGUAAAGCCUGCUGAAGGGUCAGGGGGACCCAGCGACUUUUUUCUGUAAAAUAACUGUUCGAAAGAGCAAAUAUAUUGCCUAGAAAUUUCUAAAGCUUGGGAAAUUUAAAAAUUUUUGAAUAACCGUCCCAUUCGUCUAAAAUGUUAGGAGGUUUUCUAGGAGAGAGAUCUACAAUUUUCGGAACAUUUUUUGUAAAAUUUCUUGCUUGCCUGCCUCUCCUAGGAUUUUCGAACAUCUAAAAAAUGGUAUAAUUGCCCAUUUUGACGGAGUUUUACCCUUAAAAGGUCACCUGGAAUUUCCGGAAGCCCUUUUCCUGGCUGAAAUUUUCGAAUAGGUAAGUUUUGAUAAUUUUCGGAUCACUAGACCUUCAGCUAGGAAAUCCGAACAGAUGAAAAAUUUUUAGGUGAUAAAAAUAUGCCUAUAUCUACCGCUUAAAUACUAAAAUGCGUUUGACAUGCUAUGUUUAUUUUGAGGUACGCCACAAUUUAGAGGGCUCGCGUUAGAUAGAUGAUUGUUUGCUUUACACCUUUGCAUACGGUUAGUUAGGUAAGAUUUAAACCAUUUCAGGGCGUCUUGAUCAACGCCAUACUUAGUAAGUUUUUUUAGAAUUAUCUCGUGGUCAAUAGUGCCAAAGGCCUUCUUCAAAUCAAUAAAGAUUACAAUCAAUUACACCAUUAAGAAGACCUCUAUCAAUAUUGACACACCAGUUAUCGUUUGUCUCCAACAAGGCAGUAAGAGUGCUGUGUAGCGAGCGGAAACUAGACUGGCCGCUGUUUAAUAAACCAUUUUCAUUUAGAUAUUGAUAUAGCUGGUCAUAGAUAAUUUUUUUGAAAAUUUUGGCUACGGUAGAAAUAACAGAUAUAGGCCGAUAGUUGUUUAGGUCAGUGAAACACAUCUAAAACCCUAAAACCCUUGGCGCUCAGAAUCCUGCACCAGUUGUGCUGACAUAAUCAUUUGCAUGAGUUGCAUCUCGGUUUUUCUAGCCUUUUCGUUCUCUUCGCGGUAAAACUCAUGAAGAUCUUUGGUUAGGUUUCUCUCUAACAACUUCUCCAUACAUUAAACAGCGCUUGAAGUAAUUUUUUUUCUUUUUUAUUUUCCUGUAUUCUUUAUUGGAAAAAAAAGCUUUUUCUCACCAGCACUUUCCUUGCUGUCAUCAACAGGUAUAGGCCUUGAUAACGCUGAUGAAUGAACUCUUCCUCUGCUCAAAACAUCACUAGCUAGCUUUUGGCUCAAUCGCGCAAUCUGGCUGACCGGGAUCAUACGUCUUCACCAAUGCAAAUAGCACUGCAAACCAUGGACUACAAUUUUUUUUCUCUUGAAAGCGAUCAAUACCUGUAGCGGUUUUAAUAGUCCGGGCCGCCUUUGAACAUUCACUGAUCAGCUGCUUUUUUAAAUUUGUUCCUCACUUGAUUUACAGUAAAUGGAAAUUCGUCACCUUGAGCAAGAGCCCGUUCUUUCAAAUCUUUCAACACCUUGCCUUAAAACUCACUGUUUGUCGUGUUCUUUGAGUUCUUAAAUAUAAUCUUUCUUUAAAAAUACUCACUAUUGCACACAAUAUCUACCAGGUCAGUUACGUCGUCUUCUCUUCAAUUUGGUCUUCUUCCCGCCUUUUUCUUUGAACCUGAGUUUGGACGACUCGUUUGCGAUGACACUGACUCAACAUCGCCGAUCGCUUCCUCGUCUUCCUCUUGUUCUUUAUAGCCAGUUAGUGGAAUAUUUUCGUCAAAAGUUAGUUCGUCUUCUGAUGAGUUAUCGGGCUCUGCAAACCAAGGAGGAAGGAGCAUGCAAAGUUUGCACGGAAAGCCGCCAUGUUUGUUUUAAACGAUUCUCGACCCCAGUGCUCACGCUUCUGAUUCCUGGCUGUAAUGCGCAUAGAGGCUCUGGGGAAAUAAACGGAAUCAAUGCGCAUGCUCAUUGAAAGACAUUUUCUCCCAUUUUCCGGGACUCGCGAGAUAACAAUUCCCACGAAAAUACAUUUCCGAAAUUUAUGAAUUUAGUUCGACACGGCCUAAAAGCACGACGUUUGCAUCGUUGCCGUGCCAGAGUCGUGUAGCAGGGCAGACCUUGUCGAACUUAAUUGUUCUGCCGCACUAAAUUAAAAACUUUGAUUCAGACGUCGUUCUUCUGCCGUGCUUAUGUCGAACUUAAUUCAAGUGUCGGUAGCCACCACUAGUCACCUCCACUUGAGUGUAGCUAAAUGUCGUGGGCCGUGGGUAGUGAUAGAGGUCGUUGGUCGAGGGUGUGAGUGUGGGUCGUGGGUGUGCGUAAAUGUCGUGGGUAAAAAAAAAAAACAGAACAAAAAAGAAUCGAGAAAACCAUAUUUACGCAAGGCAAAAAAAUUUACAUACAGUCUAGCCUUAACUUUAACGAGACCUAAAGCUUCUUCAAGAAAGGUUUCUAUCCAAACAUAUGAAAUAGCUCAAAAUUGCCGUUUCCCCCUCACUUCCCCUCCCCUUUCCCACAGUGAUCGUAUUCCAUCGUCUUAAAAAAUCUUCGCUUAUUAUUGGAAUUUUAGAUCGAAUAUAGAUUAAUUACAGUAAGCAGCUAUUUCCAUUCAGUGAGUCAGAGCUGUCCCAUACUAUCUUCAAAUUGCACGUUUCGACAUAUUUUACGUCUGUUUCGUUUAUUUUCGCGGCGAACACUCAGGUAUGGAUAAAUCUUCAUCAGCAACAUGUCUUUAUACAGUGAUGUUAUGAAACGGAACCCAAGUCCCACAUGGCUAAAAAAAAGUAUCAGGAAGAGGACGAAGAAGAAGCCAUGAAAAGGCUAGGGCAGUCAAGGAGUCGGAGAUAUUUCUAUACUUUGUUUACCCACGACAUUUACCCGCACUUACGACCCACGACAUUUUACCAACUCCCAGAGCCAGGGUACGCUCGCUUUGUGUGGACGAGAAUUCUACCUAUUAACGGAGAAACAUGAAAAAGUUCCGGGGGUUUUAAAAUAGAAACGAACACUUGUGAACUUUCGGUACCUUAGAACAUUCACAAAUAACUGAACACUGAACCUGAACUAAUGUUAACUUCCUAGAGCUGGAAAAAAAUUCCCAGCUGCCCAAAUUUGAUAUUAAUAAUAUAUGUAUUUAGCGAAUUACACGGAUCUUUUGUUCACGCUGUGUAAUAUAAAUUCCCACUACCCUUGAUAAUCCCUUGGCACUUUGUUGUAUGGAGCUUCUACUGUACCUACAGUUUUAUACUGUAGGCCCACUUUUGUUUCUACUGUACAUCAACGAUUUGCCUGAGAGUCUAAAAUUAACAACUCCAUGUAUGUAUGCGGAUUAUACACAAAUCUUCGCUUCCUCUCCCAAUGCACACAGAUUUAUCGUGAAGCUUAAUUCUGAUCUCGCUGAAGUCCGAAAGUGGCACAUCAAGAACAAGAACGCGCUUACAGCGGCAUUCAUUCUCGCCUGCUUGGAGAUUAGAUCGAGAAAUGAGGAGGCGAUUAAUUCUACAAGAAACAUGAUUUACUCGCUAACGUUUUUUUACUUCCUACUUCAUCGACGUCGAUACUUUUUCACGUGUUAACGACGAUCAGAAAUACCUCUGCGGUAGCAGGCUAUACGAGUGUAUAAAUACACGAAAAUCAAGGGCGUCGAUGCCAGAGAAAUUACAUCAUUGUCAGAUAUCAAAAAGUGAUUUACAUGGCACGUCACUUCAAUCAACGCCGAAAAUAAAUCGCAUGCUCAUUUGCAUACAGUGACAAGCUGUUACGGCACGUACACGGUAGUUGGCGUAACCAUUAAAAGGGAAAUGGCCUUAUCGCCAAGUGAUAAAGAAGUAGCUAAUUGUUCUAAAAAACAUACCCAAUUCAAGACUAGAUUGCACAAACCAUACCCUAUUUCAGACCAAAAUGAUGGUCGAAAUUGAUACCCUAUAUUUCAGACUAAAACGGCAAAAAAAAAAAAAACAUACUCUUUGGCGCGGCACAUACCUAUAUAGCCUAUGUAAGGGACUACCCCCCUCCUUCCGGGCGAAAAACGCGUUGCAGGUUAUCAGUCUCGCUGCUUUCGCAAGCGAGACUAAUAAACUUCAAAUGCAUCCGUCUAAAUCAAAACUCUUGUUUAUUGGGUCCUCCUACAAUCUGAACAAUAAGAUAAGUGAGCAACCUGUUGUGCUGGGACUGUCAUGUCGAUUCGAUCUGUAGAAAGGUUAGCGCUGGUAUAGGAGCCAUGAGUGUAUCAAAAAUUUCGUUCCCGUAGCUUCUCAGGAAACAGUUUAUAAGGGCUUAGUUCAGCCAUAUUUUGAGUAUUGUACUCCUUUGUGGGACACCUGCGGCAAAUUAUUGAAAGAUAAGCUGGAAUGAUUUUAGUCACGUGCUGCUAGAGUUCUCACGGGUGCCAGUCAUGAUACUCGCUCCGCAUACUUAAUUGACUUUCUUCCUUGGCAAACACUUGAUGAUCGACGGCAAUGUGUAUAGUCAAUUUUAAUGUAUAAAAUAUUAAAGGAUCACACCGCCCCCGGCCCAAGGAACUCUUUUCUGAGAAGGAAUGAAUUACCAUCCAUGUAACACGGCUACUGAUCUAGACUACGAGUAGUCCCCCAUUUUUCCUCAGGGAUAGUAGAGCGAGCGAAACGCGAGCGCGCGUGAAAAUCACCCCACGCGAGAAAAGGCGACACGCGGCGGGGAGAGAGAAAAAUGAGGGACUACAGACAAAGCCCAAGCUUUUGACCCUUCACGGCCGACUGAUUUCGGAGUGUGAAGUUCGUAUCCCCUUCCAAAUCAAUUAAGCGCAUCCAAUCGGCUUCCUUCCCUCAUUGAGCUGUCAUUGCUCUUGUCAUUGGUAAACUGCGGGGGAUACUUAUUGCAAGCAAAAGAAAACCCAGAUACUAAUUUUCUUGACAGUUGUUUCGCGUGAAGAACUUGAUAGUGUAGGCAACACACGACUUUUUACUCAUGCCAAAAUGCUGCUUGUUCCAAUGAAUUUUUUUUUCUGACGGAUAGAUUAUGCUCUGGAGGAAAACGUUUUGACUGAGCAAAUUUGAUUUUUGCCGCUUAUUUCAUAAUGAGAGGUCGUGACACGUAUAUUAAUUUUCUGCGGUUAUUGUCUAUGGUCGGCAUGAUUUGCCCACUAAUGCAAGAGCAUUUUAUUUCACUUCUUUUGAAAAGUAAAGCUCUUCAAUGCGGCUAAAUAAGGGUCUAGGGUUGUUUAAUUUUUCCGGCGAUUGCCUCCUGGAUCUGAAUGAUUUUAAGCGAUUAUCUUUUUGGCCGUGAAUGUGUCGGUUUCCUGCAAUGUUUUGUCACGCUGGGCCCAGCUCGUUAGCGUUUUUAGCAGGACGGAUAGCGAUAUCCAAAUCUUGCAGAAUGGAUUGCAGCUUAAACUAAAACUACAUCAACUAUGGAGAACUGCGAUGCGACUCAGUCAUGACAUGAAUUUUAACUGCCGCUUGUUUUUCUGGAGAUAAUGUGAGUAUUUGGACUGGAGUGCGUAGUUCCUCCCUUGGUGAUAACUUUUGAAUAAGCGACUGUUCCGUUAUUCAAUUCCCACUUUGUGAUCAGACAAGACCAUGGUUUCGGUUCUCCACGCGAACCUCAUCAGUUGCUGGGUUGGCUUUCUUCUUAGUUGCUUCUACAAGAGCAACUCUGACUAGUUAUUUGUUCUUUGCUGUUAUUAUUUCUGCUCUAGUUAUUUGUUCUGUAAAUUGAGAUUAUGUCGAGUGUUGAUAGCGGCUGGCGCGUUUUUGACAGAUGUUGACAGAGUUCCAUGGAAGAGCCAAUCAGAGUUUUGCGUUGUGAGAGCAACGCAUUAGUUCAAAAGCUUGGGCUUUGUCUGUAGUCCCUCAUUUUUCUCUCUCCCCACCGCGUGUCGCCUUUUCUCGCGUGGGUUGAUUUUCACGCGCGCUCGCGUUUUGCUCGCUCUACUAUCCCUGAGGGAAAAUGGGGGACUACUCGUAGUCUACAACUGAUCUAACACUUCCUAAACCGAAAAGGGAGUUUCUAAAAAGAGGUUUUAAAUUUAGCGGUGCCAUUGGAUCCAGCUCCGGAAUGAAGCAAAACUCGCUGAGUCAAUCUCUUCGUUUAAAAGCCUUAUUAUAUUAUAGUUGGGUAUUGACAAGCUGUUUAUCUUAUAGUGGUUAACUUUUUAUAUACUUAUAUGUAAUAGAAAUAGUAGUAGUAGUAGUAGCAUAAGAAAUUUUAGUAUUAGUUUAAUUAGGAAUUUGUAUAAGGUUUUUCAAGAGAGCUUACUCUUGGGUUUUUAUAUGUGUUAACACGCCCUUCAUGCAAACAAGCCAAGUGUUGUUGGGGCUAGCACCUGUACACGUUGAUGCGAUAUAUUACAUGCUGUUCCGGCCCCUGCAAAACAACAACGACCAAAAAUAUUAAAUUUUUCAAAAUCUUCUCGGAAAGAGUGGAAAUCAAGCAGUUGAUCUCCUUGCUGCAACGCGACGUUAAUACUAGACUGUUCAGUCAAUACAAAUCAAAAUUGAUUUUUCGCAUUCGGUACUGUUUUGUUUUGGGUUUACUGCUUUUUUUUGCGUGCCAUGCCAUGUGUCGUGAUUAUUCUAGAGCUACAAUAUGUACCCUUUUAUCAUUGAACCACGAUCUAAUCUCUUUUUAGGUAAAAACAUGUGGCAUAAUUUUACAUAACUUUAGAUAUACCUUGAAUGCUGCUUCAAUUAUCCGGGACCCUAAAAUUGAACUUUAAGUCAAAAAUUAUGUUUACUUUUGUUUUCGACAUAACUCACAAGAGUUGACUAUUCGAUCGAUUGGUUUAUUCGUUAGCACACUAACUGCAAUUAGCCUACCUUUGUGUCUGUGGAGGGUACAGGUGGUAAAACACACUUACAAUUCACACGUGGUCUAAUUUGUAAACGCUGUUUUGUUUAAAAUAAACCAUUUUUUUUUUGAAAACGUUAGUUUUAAGACUUACUUUGCAGGCAUCAUUUGGAACUUACGUUCUGAUCGUUCUUUUAAUUUUUUCGUUAGAUUAUGCCAGAUAACGUUCGUCAUUCAUCUUGAGGUAAGUUUUAUAAACAAUUCUCCAAAGUGAACUCUAUAGAUUUCAUUACAGAUUUAGUUGAGAACAUUUGAUAGAGGAUAAAAGAGUUUUUUCUUAAUUUAAUUAUUAAUAAGUUUCUCUAGGUUUUUUAAAAUUGAUAUUGUUAGGAGAACCUUAAUAUCAUUCGCACUGUUAUUGGGAUUUACAGGGUUACAGAAGAAUGGACGGGGAGAAUUUCUAGCUACAGUUUGCGCAAGGAUGAAGGGCAUACACCCUAAAGUUAGCAAACGUGAAAUGUACUGACAAGACUGUCGCAAACGCUAUGUGGGUCAGAGCGCCUCCCACAAAAAAACUGGAAUUUUCAGUGUAGCUUAUGUCUGAAGGUCUACCUGAUAUGAGUCAUUCUUAGUACGAACCUCUAACGUGCAGUCGUAGAACGAGUAAUGAAUCUGCCUGAAGUAAAACUUAUAAGGUUUCUUUUCGUCGCUGAGGUAACCUUUAUACACUUGUCACUGCCAGCUUAAGUACCUUCAUAUCCUUCUUUGUGCUACUGUAUGAAUCAAGGUCAUUGUAAUCAUUAACCGGGGAGUAUUAAAAUUCUAAUAUAUUCUCAAAUUUCUAGAAAAGCACUAGAGCCGAACGCUUAACUCUUCUUGCGAGCAAUUGCCUGGCUUUUGAGGGGAAAGAAGAAAAUUUGAUUGACAGUGUCAACUUCCAACAAUAAAGUUGACUGACAGUUGGACAACCACUAAAUGUGCCGGUGGACAGUCACUACCUACGAAAUUCUGUGCAUCGCGUGCGACUUUUGAAGUACUGCAUUGUUUUAAGGUGUGUUCAAGAUUAGUGGUAUGUUUAAAUAUAAAUACCUGAAACUUUUGCAACGCUCUUCAAACGGGUUAUUCUGGUAUUCACUGUUGUCAACUCAGUGAUUUAAACUAAAAAUCUGUCGCAUUUACUCUGUGCGAGAACGUUUUUUAGUAAAAGAGCUCCAGUUGCGGUACUGUGCAAAGUCAGAGUCGAUCUACCCUUUAAUGGCUGUUCUUUGCAACAUAUGAUAUCAGGAUCAGGAUUGAGUGGAGCUUUGGGUGUAAAAAGCAACCAGCUGAUAUAAUGAAAAUUCGGAGUUAGAUUUAUUAGUCUACAAUGCCUUCUGUCUACCGAACCUAAAAGAGAAUGAAUAUCAAAAAAUACAAUUUGAUUGAGUACGUAUUUACGUUAGCUAAUUUUGCAUAAAAAUGUGCUUUCUCAAGCACAAUUCACCAAACAUGUUGAGGAUCGGUCUAGACUUGAGGCGGGGAUGAAUUCAAUGUUUUUUUUUGUUCUGACCUGUGAUCUACGUCACGGUAUACAAAGUUUGUAGCCGCUGGUGUCACGUUUUUGAAAAAGUACCCGUAAUCUCCGCGUAUUUUACUGUACGGUCAGUGCGUGCCGAUUUGGAAGUCGCUACUCAACGCAACGUGACUGUCACGAUGAGUGGUUUUGUUUUGCUAACAAGUGGUUUUUGAUGGACAUCCUGUUCGUUGUCAGCUGUCAAGAUGUGUCACGACAUGGUAUCUAUCAUCUAUCUGUUUUUUGUUUUUUGUUUUUUUCGACGAAAUUAAUAGACACUUUUGUAAGCCCAUCAAGAAAAUAUCAGAAAAGCAUACAUUAAUCAUUUCAAAAAUAAUUACAUUAAAACAAAUAAAUUUGUAGUUAGUGAGUUUUAACAGUCAAGAUCCGCGUUCAAUACUCGCGUUGCCGUCUGGCUUUUUGAGGACGUUCUAAUAUUCCACGUGAUUUUGUUUUGGUCGCUUUCAAAAUAUAAAAAUAUAUAUACAGCUAUUUCAAAAAACGUUUGUCGGAAGAGAAGAAAAAGCCUUUAAGCCAAGACUGCACGUAAUAUGGGAUUUUUAUAAUGAUUCAACUGAUGAAGGCCACUCUACGCAUGUCCUUGCAAGUGAAACAUUAUGUGCUCGAGAAUUUCUAAGCUUUGGAAACGUGACUCUAAAAACAGACGUGGAUGGAGGCCUUCAAACAGUAGGACCAGUAGUGAGGUAGUUUAAGCAAAUACGACGAUGACAGGAAUGAGAACGGAAAAAUCAAUAGGUUACGUUUAGCAAAACAACAACUUAAUUUGCACCUGCAUCACGCUUUUCGUUUUACGUUUUUGUCCUUGGCCGUUAACGUUGUUUCACGACAACGGCGUAAAACUCUCUUUCCCGUUUAGCCUGCGUAGCAUGGCGGUUUUGUCGAGCCGGGCGCACGAGCGGCGAAAAAUAAUUUUCAAGUUGCUGCCGCCCUAAGCGCUUCGCGGUUUCUCUGCCCUCGCCCGCCUUGCAGUUACUUGGCGCACCCAACCAAAACGGCCAUGCUACGCAGGCUAUUUCACGUUUUAUGGGGGGAAGUGAGCAGCAGAAUACGAUUUCCAUUUUUAAACUUAGAAACAGUCUUUUAGAAUUCAUUUCCAUAAGAAUCGUUUUAUUUGAAGAAAAUUGAACGAGAGUGAUUAUUAAGGGAGAAAUUGUUUUCCAUAAAUUCUCACAAUGGGAGUAGCACUCGAUCACCUCGUUCGAUUCUCAAAAAUUGUGCAACUGCAGAAAACCUUCCGGUUGCCCUAUGACUGAUGGUCAUUGCCUCAGGAAAUCCAUGGUGUAUCAAGGGACUGUAACAACAGAAGAUAGCAAACCUGACGAGACUUACGUUGGUCUAACUGAAAACACCAUCAAGACAAGACCCGUUUCGUGAACCCUAGAAAAGAAUGAGACCCAGAGCUAAGUAAAUAUGUACGGAACCUUAAAGACAGUGACAUUAACAUCCGGAUCACCUGGAAGAUUUUGAAGCAGGCUAUCACCAACAAACCUUCUUCCAAAUGGCGUAAUUUAUGUCUGUGCGAGAAAAAUUUUAUAAUCUGUAAGUCCCAUCUAGCCUAGCCUCCCACGCAGACGUUCUUAGGGGUUUGUCACGCGUUCCUGCCCCACUAAAAAAGUUAGUGGGGCAGGAACGCGUGACGAACCCCUAAGAAUAACAAGGGCAGUGAAACCUCGAUUUAAAGAAGGGCCAAAGGACUGGCCGAAUACGUUCACUAAAACGAGGUUUUUUCCCAUGCAUUUUACUAUAACUGGGGCAGAAAAUAUCAUUUGUUAUAUCGAGGACUUCGUUAUAUAGAGGUUUGUUAUAUCAAGGUUCCACUGUAUCUUCGUGUAGACACGCUAGCAAAUUUCUGUUGAAAAAUUCCAAGUCUUCUUCUGUUUCACAAUAGAAUCCAUAGAAACAGCGUCGUAUCCGAAAUAACUACAUUUUUAAAUUUUCAGUUAUUAUACUACUUCACGAGAAAUUCUUGCAGUUUGAUUGGCUUAGAGCGGAAAUAACAAACCUUUUGCGGGUAGUAGUAUAAACAAAUAAUAACAUAAUUUGUGCGUGAUAUUUGGCAUAAAUACCACUCGUGAUAUUUCAAACUGAAAUUGUCUCAAAUUUAUAACAAUUUCGAAAUAUCAUCGUGGUAUUUAUGCCAAAUAUCACUACAAAUCAUUAACUAUACUAAUUAGCGUACUCAGUGUUGUAAUCUACCCUUAGGCUAUUUCAUCUGAAGAGCGCUUCGUGUAGUACGAAACUAUAUAGUUGUUACAGGACUAAUCUCCCGAUUUUAAAUAUACUGGAUAGUUAAUGGCAGUUCGAUAAAUAAGGUUCUAGAACAUUCUAGGUGUUUCCCUUUAAAAGAGAAACAUGAUAAAUUACUAAUUUACUAAUAACGUUUUCAUUUAGAAAGAUAUUAUUAACAUUGUGCAUUUUGAGAGUGGGACAUCUUGUCUCCAGACUUGAUGUCCCUCGGAAAACACUUAUCCUUAAAAUUGGCAUUUUUAGUAAUUAACUAAGGAAGCCUAAGUUUACGGCUCGUUUUUGUUGACAACGCUUUCCCCUUUUAGGGAUUGUCGAUUGUCCUAUCUAUUUAUCUUCAGGUUUUCACAUUUGUGAAUAUGGGAGUUGUCCUUUGUUUACCAUAAACGAAGUUUGUACUUUUUGAGUCUUAGCUUCAAAUAUUCAAGAAACUUUACAAUAACUGUGCAAAGUGUGUUUCUUUUAUUGAACUUUACUUGUUUAAUUUUCCUUAGUAGCUCUCCUGCUCCGGAACUGAAGAAAAGCUUUUCAAAGAAUUUAGGUUACAAGUGACUCGUAUGUUAAUAAGAAAUGUAUCCUAUGCAUUAUUAUUAACGUCAACAUAUUAUCAGUGACCAAACAUAAAUAGAGAGCUGGUAAGAAGGUUUUUUUCAGUGAACAUGAACUAAAGAAGCAAGUUCGGAGCAAGGUCUAAGUUUGAAGAAAGAGAGACAGGGAGAGAGGCCGGGGAGAGAGAGAGAGGGGGGGAGAAACGAGAUAGAGAGGAAGUGAACUACAGCAGCAGCGAAGGCUAAACCUUUUGAAAGAUAUGUGAAAUGGAAGAGAAGGAGAAUGCAGAGCCGCCUUGCGAGUAAGCAAAAUAAACCUUGUCAGUUCAACUGGUUGAUUAUGCAUCAGCUUAAGUCAAGUAAAAGAACAUGAGAUGUCAUGAUUAAAACGCUUGGAAGUAUUGACAGUUUUGAUUUUAAAUGUACAAGAAAACGGAAACUAUAAGUGAUAAGUGGGUUAUUAUAAAUGACUUCACAAACCGCGAAUUCAAACAGACGGCACGUUUUACAAACAGUCGCUAAAUAAAGUGGCUGCCGCGGUGAACUGUUUCGUUUUGCAAGCACGUGGUUUUCGACGAUGGGCACUCGGUUCUUGUGAGACCACUGACUGAACAAACUUGACCGUAGUUGGUACGUUUGGCCUUUUUUGAUAAGACUUUGCAAUAAUUGCCAGUUAGCACAUAUCCGCUCGGAGGCCGAUUUAUUCAUCAUAAUUGUUUAUUGCCUCGCCAAAAUCGUGAAUUUAACUACCAGUAAGGAAUCCUGUACCCAAAAUCACAAGCGAGGAGGUUGAGUUCAAUUACAUGUGCAUCAAAAUCUUCUCGGUCUUUACAUUAGUAAAAGAUAGUGGAGCUUAAGCAAUAACGAUGGCUACGGCUAAGAAAACGCCACUUAAAAAGUGAAUUCGCGCUACUUCAAAGUUGAUCGCGCUUAUUCCAUCUCGUUUAAUUAACUCGUCAACUGUUCGUUAAAAUGUUCUGUAGUUGAAUUCUAAAGGACUGUAUCGAAGUUCAGCAAAAGAAAAAGAAAGUUGUUGUCUUUCACUUUGUAGUCGUGCAACGACGGCUAAGAAAUGUACAAAAUAGCGCGAUGCACGUGUUAAGUUGUUGUUUUGCUAUAAUCUUAAGCUAUUUUCAGUUUUGUCGUUUUCGUUGCCGUCGCCGUCGUCGUUGCUUAACCUCCCAGAGAAGGCUCGAGAUCUCGAGAGAGCGGCAAAAGUUAGUCUAGAGAUAGUAAGUUUUGGGGUAUGUUCGAGCAACGUGCUUGCUACACAAUGACCCACCAGGAAUCUGAUUUGCAUCUUGGACUUUAUUAUUCUUUGACUACUGCCAACUCACUUAACUCAAUCCUUACUUUCCUAACUCCAGUGCGUUGUAACUCUUCUAGCUUUCCUUCUAAACUAGUCAAAUAGCCGCCGUAUAACCCGCAAAGCUGAACAUGUUUGGGUUACCUGACCGUGGGAAUCAAAAUCAAGGUGAACUAGGUGGGGGUAAUAUUUUGGUAUAACUGAACCUACAUGGUUGCAAUCGGCCAAAAGCUACAAACCGAUGAAAAACUGAAACGUUGGUUACCAAAACCAAACAGGACUUUCAACGAGACUAAUGAACCGAGGUCAGCUCUAACAUCACAAAAACGACUGCACCUAUGAAAAAGUAACAUUUGAAAGUGGAAAGCGAGGAAUAUUCCUAAAAUGACAAUAACUAAAUUCGCGAGCUAAGCAUAAAUUCAAGUGCAAGUAAAAACAAAAGUUCAAACCAGGAAAACAUUUAUGUUGAAAAAUCAAGACUAACUUUGACCCACUUAAUGAAACAAAAACGAAACUUAAAAGAUGAGACAAUUCGUUCGAAAAAUAACUUUCAAAAUACUUCACAACAAAGUUAUACCAUAGUUCUCGGAGAUGCUCUGCGAAUCACAUUUCUCAACUAACUAAGCGGCAGCUGGAAGUCAUUUAAGCGCCACUGUUUACUUUUCUUUUUAGAUCUUUCUGCUUUGAUUCUCAAGGUCAGGUGAUCAAGUGUACCUUCAUGAAUACAAAGUACGAUUGAUGCUGUUAACUAGCCCGUAAAUCCUUCCUUGCUCUUUUAACAAAAACUCCAUUUGAACUAAUUUUAUACGGGGAGGCUCCGCCCCGAGGUCCAACCCCUUUUUCACGAAAAAGAUACCCCUUUCGUAUACCUUCUAUUGACAAAUGGUACUCUUUGACAUACCUUGUUUGGAACUUUGCAUCCCUUCAAAUUGCUGUAAAUACACUGUUUUUUGAAGAGAAUCAAUCACAAAAAUAGAACGUUUUCUCAACUUUUGAAAACCAUACAAUUGAACUGUUAGCCAUUUUUUACCCUUUUGCAGACCCAAAUGACUGGUGUCCCUACCAUUUUAUAUACUUCAACUAGUGAAUCCCUGCCGUUUCAUAUACCUGAAGCCUGAAAAAGGUACCCCUUUUGGGCAGCACCUCCCCGUAUCGGCCAUCAUAGGGAGUACUCCCUCCCCCUCCCGGGAAAGUGGUCCUUGUGGAGAGGUGGCCGUUAUGGUGACGUAGAGGCGAAAUAUGACAAAUGUUUUUUAAGAAGCAAAACUUUUUUUUUGUGACAUCUUCAUGCUUACUGCGUAAAUAAUAUAUAGAGAGAUAAAACACAAAACACAAAAUAAUAUUUUGAAUCAAAAUGUUAACGUGACGACAAAACGAUCAAGUAUCGAUGCUUACGCUGUAGCAGUAUAAAUUGCCGCAAUUAAUCAUCAUCCCGCCUUACGGAUUAACCCUUUGGUGACGGCCGACGAGUGGCGAGAAAAGCGCAUUUUUCACCUAUUCCUCUUCUUUGGACUGGUUUUCGGCUAACUAGCAUGAGAAUGGCUAGAAAUAGAUUUUUAAACAGACAAGACGCCUAAAAGUCGUUUCCGUGGGAUGCGUUGGUCUAUGGAAGCAUAAUGGCGUUCUAUCUAGGUUAAUGGAACAAAACAAAACAAAACAUCCGCUUGCUUACAAAGUUCGAUAAAGUUCCAAUGUUUUAAUACAAGAUGAAAGUUUAAUAUUCCAAGAUGCUCUUGAUACGGUUAAAAAUUAAUUUCAAUGUGUUUCCAAGGUCUCAAAUUUAACAUAAUUCCGAUGAUUAUCCUUGAUUCCAAGGUAUAAUAAGUUUACUCAUGUCCUGAUCCGUGUCCCAUCCAGAAGUCCAAUCCAUGCCGAAAGCGGGUCGUCGAUCGACGAGGACAAUAUUUUCGCGAUUUCAACGCCAAUCGCCAAGGGUACGAGUUGAAAUUUACGCGAUUUAACCUCCCAUCGUCAAGGUGUUUUCGAUAAGAAAAGAAAAAAAACUGAACUCUAGCUGUGCUCGGCAAAAACUGGCGAACUCCCAGGAACUCCGAAUAGAAAAAUCUUUCGGAAAUCACGGCCCGCAACCAGACGCUACUAAAACCUUAUGAAAAAGCUAGACCUAAACAAAAAAGAAUCAUGAAGGAAAGAAAUAAUGUGGCUUAGGUCGCCUUUCGUGACUUGCCAGUAUCCCGAAGGAUUUCGCUGGUUAACAAGCCAUCCUAAAACACGAGUGGGAAAACACAAGCGCGACAAAUUUGGCAAGGAACGUUCUGAUUUCAACGUUCUUCAGAGGAAGCAAAUCGAUUAAAAAUCGAUACACAAACUUUUAGGCAAUCCUAUUGGCUGGCUUUGCAAUUUUGGGUACAACCGAACUGGAUUUUUACCGUAGCUUUUUUGUUUUCCACGCAUGCGUAGACUUUUUUUUUGCAGUAUAUUUCAAUCUAUCUCUCGCUCUCUUUUGUUGCUUUGGCUUUCUUCUUAUUAGCAGUUUUGUUACCCACUUUAUCGUCUUUCUUUUGCAUGGAAUUGCGACUGGCCAACUUUUUAGAAAAUGAAGAAAUUUAAUCUUCAAAGAAUAGUAGGUAAACAACGAAAUUGGCAGUGUAUUUUUCUCCAAAAUGUUGCUUUUUUUGUGAGUGUAACUCUGUUAGGAUUGUACAGAAUAUUCAAAACAGGGCAUCGCUGGAAAGAUCUAUAUUUCCUGAAGUUUUUGUUUACCACAAAAAGCAAAAGCAAAAGCAAAAAGCAAAAACUGUGUGUCGCUCGCAACGAGAAUCGUGUUCAGGUCAUAAAUUUGAAUAACUAAUGAUGUUGUCAAGAAUAAAAGACCGUUGUCAUGGAAAGGCACGUGGACUUAUCCUUACUGAGGGUUUAGAACAGAAGUUUCUGAUCGGCUGAUGUAUCAUGCGUUUGCCAUCUCAAAUUUCUAAAUCAUCUGAUGUCUAGGCUUUGCACUAGUACUGCUGAAUUUAUUUACAAUUCGUAACCGGCUUUACUUUUUUAAAAAUAUUAUUGUUCUAUAUCUUAUCAACCUUUCGUAACAACCUGUCGAAUAACACUACGCAAAGUAGAUUGUUAGUUACUUCAGUAAAAAAUGACAUAUUUACGAAAAGCUUAGAGGUAACUUUUCACAACUUUUAGCACUUUUUGAGCACUAUUUUGAGAUUCUGAGCACUUUUUGAGCACUUUUAGACAUUUUUGCCAGCACUUUUUUAGGAUUUUACGAGCGCAGUUGGGAAAGGCCUACUCAUGGGGUGUGGGGAGUUCCAUCGCCCCCCCACCCCGUCCCUUGUACCACGGUGGUGGUAUGACUUUACGUGUACGUCUGACGGUUAAGUUGUUUACAUUCGUAUCCAUCGUGAAAUAAUUGAAGACUGCUCCUUUGUGGCCCCGUAUCCAGCCAGCAGGCCCAGCAUCCCACCGCAACAACAACAACUUCACUAAACAUAAAUUUCGGCAGGAAAUCCACUGGCUUCUCUUGCUCUAACAAGCAGUAAAAAUCUGUAUUAGGUAAUUUUUCCUCCUACAUAAGUACAAGCAAAUUCCAUCCUGUUAAUUGGGUGUUAAGAAUUUACUAUGUAUUUACACCUGUUGUAUACCUGCUACACUAUGAAAGUCAUAGUGUCUUGUUUAGCUCUUGAUACCUAAGUUUAUAAUCCUUCCCAAGACUUUUUACCUCCGUUUAAGAUGGCAGACGGCAGUAUUGUUCCAAAAUAUGUUUAACAUUGCAUCAACAAAACGUAUGUAGACUGACUUUAUUUUCUUUUUUUUCGUUUGGUCUUUAAAUUAAAUCCGAAACCAUACCAUAACAUAAACUAACACUUCCCCUCGAAAGGAUUGGUAAAUGAAUAGAAUAGAAUUGGUAAAUGACUUAGAAGACCAUAAAAUGGGAGUUUAUUAUACGGAUCGAUCAUGGCCUAAUUAAAAUGUUUCACUAGAUUAAUAGUAAUUAUGAAAGUAAAUUAUAAUUAUCAUAUCCCAGAAUCCUUUGAGGGAUUUUUUUAAAAGCUUUAUAACUGACAAUUUUUUGCGUAGAAGAAUGUCACUACCACAAUAAGAUAACGUUCGCCAUAAAAUAUCCUCCCAUAUCACAUCUAGGGUGAUGACGUCAGCCGUCACGUGACUCUUUCUGAAUUAGGUCUUUUUGUUGCUGUGACUAGAUUUCAUUUUUGGGUUAAAAACAAAUGGCAUAUUUGAGGGUUUGGUUAUGUGGGGCAUUUAAAAAUAACCAGUUUACGUUCGGCAGACUAGGCCGAGGGCUGUAGAGAGUUGACGUUUCAAAUGUUAGGGUGGGUGGAUCUGGAAACACAAAGAAAAGCCCAUGAAUGUAUAUCUAAAUGAAUUAGUUCCUCCAUAUUUAUCGGAUUAUUUUAUUAGAAAUCGCACUAUUCACACUUACAAGACAAGACAAAGCAACGACAUUCAUCUACCGAAUCCUAAGUUAACGCUAGGAUUUUUAGGUGCCGUUCUCUUUAAUAAAUUAACCCACGUCAAUAAAAGAAGCUACGUCGCUCACCAUUUUUAAGGACUUCCCUAGAUUUCAUCUUAGCCAUUAAUUGUUUCUUCUAUUAUUUUUCGUUUUGAUCUUAAACAAAUUAUGAUGACAUGUAAUUUCCGUUUUAGGCGCUUUUGAAAAUUCUUGCACAUAAUUUUAAAGUAAUUUUUAACUUAAAAAUUUCUGUCAUGUAGUCAUAAUUUACCCAGGGCCCCUUUUGAUACCAGCCAAUGGCUGAUAGGGCUAUUGGCUUUUGCAAGCAUUACAGAUAUUUAAAUAAAUGAGAUAUGAUAUCAAUUGCCUGCCCAGUAACUGAACAUGGCUUUUAAGCAAAUAUUGCGAAAGGGCUUUCAUUAUUGAUUGCUCCUGAACAAAUCGCGUUCAUAACCUGUCUGUGAAGACCCUGUCUUUAUUUAAUUUCACAUCAGCUGCUUAUUAAAUAUAUUAAAUCUGAUGAGGAUGAGUAUGUUAUGAAGACUACUAUUAUGCUAAUCCCAAUAUGCAUAAUUUUUUGAUAUUGAUCUUACGCGAAACCGAUUAAUUACCUUGGCUUGAGAAUACUUCUACGCUCAUAAAAUCCUUAGCAUUUGACAUUUUUUAUUUUUCUUUAAUUUCUGUUUGCCGUUUUUAUGUCAGUGUAGAAAAGCACUGAUACGAAGAGAAAAAAGGUCAUUUUGAUCGUUGUGCUUUUGCAAAUACCAGCUGAAAUACGAAACCGAAUUAUUGUGGUAGAAAGUAUUAGUCGCGGGUUUUUAGUUUCUUAAAGUUUCGCAACAAACUAGAAGGUAAAAUGUCAGUCUUUUGAUUUAAGUCCUCUAUCUAUUUUGGUUGUUGUUGUUACUAGCGUGGAAAUAUCGAAUUAGCAAAAGGGACGAAAGCACCGAUAUAAUUCUGAAUCAUUUAAAGACAACCAAGAGCUCCCUAGGGCGGUAAGGAUAAAGCAUAUUCUGAGUAAUCAGUGCAGUGAUAGUUAACAGGCACCUGUGUUAUCCUUUACGAUGACAGCAAUUAACAAUUAUUCUUUGAAAGCGAGGCGGCGAGGUAGAUGUUCCUAAAGCCAUUAUUCACCGAGAUUGAAAAGAAUAAUUGUUUGAGUAUAUAUUUACACGCGAAGUGAUCUCAACAAAAUCAGAGAGGAAGCCAUUAAAAAGUACGAUUUGAUUGACGGAUCAAAUCACGCGAAGGUUUAAAAAAAGAUCGAUCUUUGCAAAAUUUUCAAACAUAGCAAUUCACAAGGCACUGUGCACGCAAUCUUCAUAGCUUCGUUAUUUACCGUAGCAGCGGCUGGUUUCUUUGGUUUGUAUUUCGUGUUCCGUAAAGUAAACUGACUGAGUUCAAACGAUAUUAUGGUGGGGGAUGGGGCGAGAGAAAAAAAAGGCAGCGACUCUUCUUUCACUCGCCCUCUCCCCCAUAGUUUUCCCGUUUGACCUCGGUUCAGUUUUCGCGGCUAUAUCCCUUACUUUACAGAACACAAAUAAAAACACCCUCUCCCCCUGCUCCCCCCCUCCCAAAUUAUCUUUUCCAUCUUGCUUACGCAUUUGCGUUGUCUGUUGCUACAGGUCUCACCGAUAACUUUGAAUUGCGAGUAGCUCCAGGACAUCACUAACAGAUAAAUAGAUGUGAGCUAAGAAGCGAACCCUAAAGGUAUUGACAUUUUUGUUGAAGUAAUUCCUUUCCUUAUGUAAAUUGUUCUCAUUCGCAACGUUCCAGUCGUUACGUUCUGAAUUCAGGUAGUCGUUUCAACUCAAGUCAUGACAUAAAUAUAUACAUUUUUUUUAUGUAAAGGAAGAAAUUAAGCAAAUAUCAAAACCACAUUUUUCCUCUUACUGUUAUCUUAGCCCACAUCCAACAGCGACGACAAGCAACCAAACCAACAUUAUAAAUGUUAUCAAUAAAAUUGCCUCUUGGAAGGUAUAUGAUGUAAAUACAAAUGGUUUUAGUACAGUACCGAAGAUCGCUGUCAUUUCUUCUGCACAGUACUGUAUUGACUAUAGCAAUCUUGGUAAUGCAUUUUUCAAGGGCAAUACAGUCGAACUUCUCCUCAACGCCCUCCUUCGGGAAGCGCCUUUCGCAUCAAAUUUUAUGAACAUUCUUGGCUUUUUCAUCAGUCGAGGAAAAAUCUGGCCGUUGUCGGGAGGUCAUUUUUGCAGUUGGGAACACGCUUUAGUGGCCGUUGUCAUUGUAGAUAGGUUUUUUCUUCCGUUUUGCGAAGCUUCUGAAGAAAUCUAUGAGAGAAAUUUCUAGAUAUCUUGGAAUUUCUACGAAAACGCUAUAAAUUAUACAUGAACUGAAGACUGGACUUUAUGCAAACAAAUUUGCUACAUUUUGGGAUGUUUCCAGAAAGUUUUUAUCACUCAUCUGUUUUUGCAAAUUACCCUUAUACACUCAGUCAGCUGAACGCAAGUGGACUUGCACGAUUUCUAAAGACAUGAAAACAUGUGAAUCUCUGAGCUGAGCUCUCUUUGCAAUUUCUAAGGCUACUUUCACGAAAACGGCGUUUAGAAAAUUUGAGUGCUGCAGUUGAUCAGUGUACUAAAAACUGCCCUAUUUCGUGUCCAUUGAAACAUUUUAAGUUUUCUAACGUAGGCGCAAAAUGCAGUAAAUAUUGAAGUGAUGGGGUAGAUUUGGAUAAUAUGGUAAUGCUGUAGAAACGGAGAAAACAAUAUUGUAAGUAAAUUACGGAGGGCAACUUUUCACGUGCUGCAUGGGAAUUUGAUGUUGUUCUAAAAUCGAGACUAUAGGAAAUCCAAAGCAAAAAAUUAUCCAAAUCUAUCACAUGACGCUUCGAUAUUUACCCAAUUUCCGCCUACGUUAAGCAACUUAAAAUAUUUCAGUUCAUGCAUAAUUACAUGACUGUAGAAAGUCCAAUAUAUCUUGAAAUUCCUGUCCUAGAUUUUUGUUUAACUUCCGGCAUAGCGGAAAAAAAGCACCCAAAGUAUGUGCAGCGUGAGUGAUUUCCAUAGUUCGGAUCAAAUAUAAUUGACCUUUUUUCCCUAAGUUCCCUGAGAUAGCGCUAUAGUUUCCCUUCCCGGAUAAGAGUAGGAUCGUAUGUAAGGGCACUGAAAGUAGUAUACUAGGUCGGAGAUUAACCCCCUUUGGUGUCUAGCAAGGUCUAGCUAGGUCUAGUCUAGUCGACUAAUAAUUGCUAGCAAUAAAAUCAGACACGAGAUACCGUUUAAAACAAAAAGAGUCAAAUACACAGCGAUUUGAAAGAAAUCUAUUAAAAUAGUCAAAGAAAGCAAGCCCCCCAUUCUUGAAUUUUCUCCUCCACAAUUUUAAUAUUUCCCUUAAUUUUUUUUAUUCCCUCCACCACAAUUUUAAUAUUUUCCCUCAAUUUCAUUUAUUUCCCUCCUCCACAAUUUUAUUAUUUUCCCUCCUCCUCCUCCACCACCUCCUCAUUUUUAUUGUUUUCCCUCCUGCUCCUGCUCCUGCUCCUCCUCCUCCACCUCCUCCACCUCCUCCACCUCCUCAUUUUUAUUGUUUUCCCUCCUGCUCCUGCUCCUGCUCCUCCUCCUCCACCUCCUCCUCCUCCACCACCUCCUCAUUUUUAUUGUUUUCCCUCCUGCUCCUGCUCCUGCUCCUCCUCCUCCACCUCCUCCACCUCCUCCACCUCCUCAUUUUUAUUGUUGAGAGAAUAAUAACAUUGAGGAGGGAAAAUAAUGAAAUUGAGGGAAAAUAUUAAAAUUGCGGUGGAGGGAAUAAAAAAAAUUGGAGGAAAUCCAAAUUAGUAUGCAGGAAGACACUUAUACAUAUUAAUAAAGGGAAUCCACUUUUUCGUAAGGUUAUAACAAUCGGUGACGUCAUAGACUAGACCUAGCUAGACCUUGCUAGACACCAAAGGGGGUUAAUUUCUAACAUAGUAUACUACAACUGAAUCAGGUCGAUAAGGGCUAGAAUUCGAUAUAAAGCCAACACUAUUGUGACGUCAUAACCACGUGAUGUUUAUUCCGAUCGCCCAAAAAAUAAUAUCAUAUUGAAGUUUAGUCCUGAGUUUAGUCUAUGUGUAAUAAAUGCGUUAUAAUGGUUUUUCCAUAAAGAUAAAUUUGUUUAAGUAUAAGAGAUUCAAAGAUGGAUGGUGUCACUAUAAAAAUAUUGUAUCGAGCUACCUUAAACAAAACUCAAUCAAUGGACUGUCCGCCGGACAAAACGUAUGGCCAUUGUAGAGAGGUGGCCGUUAAUGGAGGUUCGACUGUAUGUUUAGAAUUCAGUCAGUAAGAAACUGCUAAAACUCUAUCUGUGUUUAAAAGUACUUAACUGUAUGAUUUAAAGAAAAAGAAGAACAACAAAGAAAAGCACAAAAACAUAACCAUUGGUCUUUGUCACCACCAGGAGCAGAGCGUGCGUCGUUUCCAUAUUUCUUCCUUAAAAAAUCAUGAUAAUUUCUGAGAUAAACUACAAUUUGCCUAUGCCUUUGUAGUUAACAUACCAAGAGUGAAUCCAGACGGCCUGUAGAGCCAGAGGAGAAGACUUGCAUUGGAGUUAUUUCGCCACGCAAAGUUUUAUGAUCUUUUGGUAAGGGUACUCCAUUGUCUCACCACUAUGCCAGGGUAUCAUUUGGCAAAUCCUGACAAUGCGAAGAUUGAUGCGAAGUACUUUUGUUCAUACUGUCAACGUUUACUGAGAGAGGCCAUGCAAACAAGCUGUGGUCAUUUCUAUUGUCAAUCUUGUCUGGGAAAUCUCAUACAGUAAGUUUAUAAUUAUAUCACUUCGAAAAAAUUAAUAGUUACUGUAAAAAUAUGUAUAGUGUCAAGCUAUAAUAUGGGAUGGUAUGUACGAUUGUAUUUUUCGUUCUGGAUAAUUAACUUCGUUGCAAUAGGCCUUUUGUAUUAGUUCAUCACGUGAUCAACUUUCGGUAAACACGAAAACGAUUCGCUGUUAAAAAAUUCUGUUAGCAUGAUCUGAAAGAGCAUAUUAAAAUUAUUAUAGGUAACCUGUAAAUUUUCAGCCGUGUAUCUCAAAAGUAGCGAUUUCAUUCAACGGCCGCCGAAAAUUAGAAGGAUUUGUAUGAGAAAAACAACUUUUGCCACCCAGUCACGCUUGAAUGGUUUUCCAUACAAAUCCUUGUAAAUUUCGAAAUUUUCAAACUGUCGUGAAAUAUUUGCUUAAGCAUUACCGCGGACUAAAAUCUCCUUUUAAUUCAUAACAGGCAAUUUGAGUCUCAAAUGCGUAAGGGAAACAUUUAACGGCAGUUUAAAAAUUUCAGAAUUUACAAGAAUGUGUAUGGAAAACCACUCAAGCGUGACUGGGUGGCAAGAGUGGUUCUUUCUCAUACAAAUCCCUCUAAAUUUCGGCGGCCGUUGCAAUCGCUACUUUUGAGAUAUGUGGCUGAAAAUUUACAGGUCACCUAGUUUUAAUAUGCUCUUUUAGCUCGUGCUAACCAAAUUUUUCAAAAGCUAAAUGUUUUAAUUUUCUGUUUAUCGAAAGUUGAUCACGUGAUCAACUAAUGUAAAAGGCCUAUUAUUUAAUCUGCACUUCAUAUAUAAACCAUAGAAUCGUAUUUACGAGGAAGAAGCUAGCACUGGGGGUCCGUGAUAUUAGAAAUUGCUAAGCGUGGAACAGGACAAUCUACUGAGGAGACCAGCUUCAACUUCGAUCUUAGAAAGUGAUCUAAUAGGGUCUAGGGUUGCGAGAGAGGGGGAAAAUUGAAUGACAGAACAAAAAAACCGAAUAAAUCAAAUUAUAUGACUAAAAAACAAAAUAUGCAUAAACAUAAACGUUUGUUGGAUAUCUUUCUACAGUCUAUACUAGUUGACUAUAUUGUACCACAUCGCUAUUCUCAGCUAUAUGUAUAUAAUGUCCCAGUUACCCCGUGCUAGAAUGAGAAAUGUGAGGUUGCUUAGCAGUUAUACAGGGGAUGUGGAUGUUGUAGUUAAUUUUUUAUCCCAGGUAAUUUUUUGUUUUUCUUUUGUUUUUGGGUAUGGUAAUGUAUGCUAAUGAAGCUGAAACAACAGAAAAAUAAAAAUUACCUGAGAUAAAAAAAUUGACUAAAACAUGGACAUCAUUCAUAGUAUUGAUUCAAGAUGACUGAUCAUAACGAUCUCAUGUUCAUCGAAAAAAUCCCGGUUGAAUUACCAAUAGUGUGUGAAAAUAUUGAUACUAACAGGAACAUCUAUAUGGACCUUUUCGGUGCUUCUAUUAAUGAGCAGUACUAUGUAAUAACAUUAGCUGGCCUUAUGAGAGCGGACCUUUACCUUCUGAGUCAAUAUCAAAUAUUUCAGAGUAAACGUUAUUAAAACUGGUGGAAGAUUAAUUUUAUGUUUUAUUAAUUUAACGAUCAUUGUAAUGAACAAAGUUAAACACCGUCAUCUUGUAAAUCACCUGAGCAUCGGGCCAAUAAAAUCUGUAACAAAUAUACUGUUACCUUUAGGGAUCAAUUAUCAGGAGUAAUGGUUUGCCUCGUGGACCAGAAACAUCUUCAGAAAAAUGAGGUACGUCUUUUCUUUUAGUGUACCUUCAGAGUGUUGACAGUUGAUCAACUUUAACCGUGACCAUAUCGUGAUUUUUGUUGUUUUAUUAUUUAAUUUAUGGUUGUUGUUUGUUUGUCUUCUUUUUUCAACUUCAUCAAGUUAUAAAUUAGCAUUGAGACGAUAAAAUUCCCGCGGAAACCCAUGGGUAAAUUUGCAGUAGCACGGGAAGAAGUGAUUUAAACAACAUUAAAGGUACUCAAAUAUAUAAGCGCUCAAUAUUUUUAUAACUCAGGUCUUUCCAGACAAUUUUAUGCGUCGUGAGGUUUUCGCUCUCGUAGUUUUCUGCACAUUCAUGGAGGAUGGAUGCAAGUGGAAAGGGGAGGUCAGAAAUUUGGAGGUAUGUGGUUCUCCACAAGUCUACAAGACCACAAAAAUAAAUUUAAGAUGUACGAGUAUUAUAUUUUUUGCUACUGCUAAUCCAUAGCUGCAUGGUCAAAAUUUAUUGAUGUAAUUUUUUUAGUUUGUCAAAUUUGGAAUCCAGUGACCAUACCGGUCUUAAGAUUAACAAUUAAAUUCGGCAUUGUUAAAAGUAUAAAUAAUUUUCUAACAGGCUCAUACAAACGGCUGCGAAUUCCUGAAACUCCCCUGUGUGCAUCCUGAGUGUGGUGUCUUGGUAAAAAAAGCUGAUCUUCCUGAGCAUUUGGAAAAUGAAUGCUUGUACAGACUAGUGAAGUGUCCGCUUUGUCAUGCGAGCAUAGUCUUCAUCAGGAUGACGGUACGUACGUCCGCCCAUUCAUGUUAGCUUAUUAGCUUAGAAGACUAAGGCAUAAACAAGUUGUGUUCAACUUGAUAUUGGACAUCCAUGUUAUGAUCAACUGACAGCUGUCAAAAUAGGGUAUCCGCUGACCAGUAUCACAUGACUGUAUCGCGGACUCAGGUGUACAACUCAUUGGGAUGAAGUGGUUUUUAAAUUCCCCGCUGACUAGUUAUUGGUAUUUCAGUGAUCACAGGCACAAAAAACUUAUUUCAGAGAGAAAUUUCUUAAACGUUUCCACGAGAGCUUUGCUCUUAGCUUUGGCUUAACCAAUAUAUAUUAGUCUUCAUUACAGUCUCUAAAAAAAUGACAAUAUCCUCACCAUAGAGGUUUUGAGGCUAAAUGAAGUGACAGGGGCAUGUCAGCCUUAAACGUCUUGCCUAAAAAGACAGGGCAAAUAGGUUUGAAAAGAAGUGCGCUCCCUUUUCCAGAUGGUAUUAACUAUGCGCUGUUUUUGUCGUAGCAACAUCAAGAGAACGAAUGUCCAGCUUAUCCAGUUGUUUGUGACAAAUGCAACAAAGUGGGGAUUCCUCGGGGAAAGGUAAGAUUGUUUUUUAAUCUCUAAACACCCCGGGGGAGCUUUUCUUGACUAAAAAAAGGACCCCCCCCACCACCACCACACACACCACACACACACACACACACUCCGAGCCAGGUGUUUGUUCAGGAUUACAUUGAACCAUUAAAUUGUAGCCCCGGGGCACGAUUCCCGAGACAAAUAGCUGGGCAAUAAACAUUAACAAGUUCAUUAAUAACAACGCUAAUUUCCCUGCACCUGUCGGGGAAAGGUCUCAUGUAAACGCCCUAGAAAAUUCAGGCCUGUUGCGGCUGUAACGUCAAAUGUACGUGAGUCAAAUGACACCUAAUUAGCCACUUUUAAGUUUGUCCUAUGUCCCAGAGGAUGUGAGGCUGGGAUUUCAAUAUAUAGAAAUUAUUCAUAGAGAGCUUCCCACAUUUUAGUUGGCAGAUCAUCAAAAUCCUAUCGUGGGAGACUGUGAGGAAGUACAGGGUCCGUGUCCAUUCUCACAGAUUGGAUGUUCCAAGACAGAGGUUAGUGGUUGAGUAUUGUAGCCGUUAUUGUUGUUGUUGUUUGUGGCAUUAAAAUAGUGCAUUAAUUAUAUCUAAUAUAUAAAGGUAUUAGUUAUUCAGUGAAUUAGAGUUUUAAAGUGCACGUUUUGAGCUUUCAUGUUAUUGGUACAUAGGUAAACGACAUUCUGUGACGUCCUUGGUUAUUCUUUACAACAAACCCGUUUUAAAUUUUAUCAGAUACUCAACCAAAGGGAGAAGAGGGAACAUUUGACACAAGAAAUAGUUCGCCACAACAUUCUUGUUCUUCAGUUUGCCCUUGGUAUCAGCAAAGACUUAGAUGCCAUUGUUAGACGUGAUCCCAUGGUUAUGUCAAGAAGCCCUCAGAUGUUUACAAACUAUGAUAGUGUCAUACAAGAUCUUCUCAAUAGGAUGCAAAACAACUCAGAAACAUCUAGGAAUUUUCAAGAAAAAUUACGAGAGCAUAGUGAACGAAUAACCUCAUUGGAGAGAAAAGUGGCCACGGUAAAUUUAUCCGGAGCAGCAGCAGCAGCAUCUGCUCCUAGAGCAUCUGAUGCUGACGUUAAUUCACCAGAUAUGGAUAUAACAAGAAGAAUCACCAAUCUCGAGAACAAAACGGCUGACCACGAAGUGCUUUUAGUUGAAAGUAAUCGUACUAUAGUGGAGACAAGUAGAGAGGUUGGAAUGGUUAAAAGACAAACAGAAGGCGUCCAAGAGAGUACGAGGAGAAUUGACAGACGGAUUGAAUCCAUUGAGCAUACACUUGCUUUACGAAAUGUGACCCUUGCUGACUUAGAGGAGUAUGUGAGGCAACAAGAGUUUUCGAGUUAUGAUGGCCAGUUGCUCUGGAAGAUAACUGAAUUUGCCCGUAGACGAAACGAAGCCGUUAGUGGACAACAAAUAUCCUUUUACAGCCCGUGCUUUUUCACUGGUCGCUAUGGAUACAAGAUGUGCGCGCGGAUCUAUUUAAACGGUGAUGGCAUGGGCCGAGGAACACAUAUUUCAGUGUUCUUUGUGGUCAUGCGCGGUCAAUAUGACGCCCUACUCCGCUGGCCAUUCAGACAGAAGGUCACUUUUAUGUUAAUGGACCAGGAUAACGUAGAGCACGUGAUCGAUGCAUUCAGGCCUGAUCCAAGUAGCUCUUCUUUUCAGAGACCAAGGAGGGAAACAAAUAUUGCAAGUGGUUGCCCUAUGUUUUGCCCUUUGACCGAACUAAAUAAUCACGCGUAUGUGCGAGAUGAUACAAUGUUCUUAAAAAUAAUAGUAGACACAUCUGAUUUGUAGGGUGCUGAUUUAAAAAAAAGGACAAUUGGUUUUAUGAGUAAAACAACAGCUCUGCACGUGCAUCACGCUUUGUAGUGUAAGAUUCGCACUGCAUACUCAGGCAGGAAGGAAACCGCGACUACCACGACAAUAGGCAUGCCGAACAAAGGCAUCAACUGCCACCAGGGGAAGUGGAUGGGGCAACAUUUUGAAGUCACUUCCACUGAACUCCGUUGAACUGGCCAAGAGGCGGGCAAAAACUGAGCAAUUCAAAGCAAGGGCCGCAUUGCAUCAUGCUAAUAGCGCGCAGGCCCAACUCGACUGAAUUUGAAGGUGUUUCUUAUUUCCCGCAUCACAGGCCAAUUAUGUAUGCAGUGAGAAUAGUACAUUCCUUGAGGUCCACUACCACGUGAAACAUCCUUUUGCUACGUUUUAUGGAGGACCUGAAUACACGAAGGCGAAUUCAACUCCACAAAACGACCACAUUUAUAGAAAGUACGCAAAUUUAUUUUUUUAGCAACGUUUUUAUUGACGUCGUCGUCAUGGUUGCUUAAGUUUCCUAUUUACGGUUGCUCCUAACAGGUUUCUUACCCCUUAGGUCUUUGUGCAAAAUCAAUCAUCGCUUUGCCCGUAGUUAUUAGAAGAGACUGGUUAUGAAAGGCGGUUAUUAUCAAAGAUAACAGAAACUGUGCUGCAGUUUAUGUUGAAAAAUUAAAGCUGACGGUGCACAAUCCUUUGUUUUCUGUUGAUAAAUUGUGACGGAAUACAGUAAUGGGAUGUUCUCAUUGCUCAAUAAGAUCAAAAUGUUAGGAAAACGCCAUUGAACCUUGUGCACCGUCAGGUCUACAUAUAACAACAAAAAAACAUAUAGCAAAGGGGUCUGAUGGGCUUCAUAACCAUUCCACUCUAUUAACUAUGCUUUACCUCGCAUACAAUUCUUUUCAACACCAAUUAUCGAGCGAGAGUGGCUGCAAAAGGUGUUGGUAAAUAAGUUUCGUCUCUAUAAUUUAUGUGGGUUGGCCAAAACAUAUCCUGUCUACAGCGGUCCGGCUCCCCUCGAACUGAAGCGAUUUUGUCUGAGGGAAGGAGGCGGCUUUGCAUAGGCUACACGAAAUAGCAUAAAAGCGAAAUCGCCAAACUAUAUCGUGAUUCUCACAAUAUUGUACACAACUAAUGAGAGGCAUAAUCUUGCCUAGACAGCAUUUUACUCGCGGAUGGAAUUGAGAGGGGUCUGGUACGUAGAUGCGCAAUUGAAGCAAUCUGCUCUUGUACAAUGUUGUAGACAUGAAACUGCUUGUACGUCAGAGAUGAUAUGGAUGUUUUAUUGAACGAGUUCUCAAAACAAUUACAAAAGAGAUCUAACAACAUAGCUACU
Messenger RNA from Porites lobata, 39725 nucleotides. The record is from the annotation of a GenBank genome assembly. Lineage: Eukaryota; Metazoa; Cnidaria; Anthozoa; Scleractinia; Poritidae.